UCCGCUGACGGAGCACAACCAGUUGUUCGUGCGGGCAUAUGUAUGCGCGGAUCAGCAGGUGCUGUGCUUAACAAAACUGGAUGGAAGUCACGGUUACAAGCACGCCGAUCUGAGGGGACAUUCUCACGGUACGGACUCUUAUUUCCAGGAUGCGCUGACAUAUAUGACAUGCUCACGGCGAUCGGCAGUCACAGGGCGCCGUCAGCCAUUAGGUGUGCUAGCCGCUCCCCCCGCCGAUCUCCGCAAGGGAUGUGAGGACUCUAAAACUUCACCAGAGCCUCCGUCGGCAUAUGGAUAAACUCCACCUGGCAUCUCCACUCCCUCGGUAGCCAUGGCUUUCGCUGUAUCUGGAGGGACCGUGUUCACCAUCCUUCUCAUUAGCAGGUUGUUAGAGAGCUCGUUGCUCAACGCAGAAGUGAAGGAAGGAGAGAUCCUGCCUCCUACCAUUCAGAGGCUGAUGAAAGGAUACAACAAGUACCUCAGGCCUUUCUUUGACAAUGGUCCUGUAACAGUGGGUAUGAGCCUGGACAUUGCCAGCAUUGACACCAUCUCAGAGAUCAACAUGGACUACACCGCCACCAUAUUCCUCCGCCAGCGCUGGACGGACGAGCGCUUGGUGUUUGAGGGCAACAAGAGCUUGAGUCUUGACGGGCGCCUGGUGGAGCUGCUCUGGGUUCCUGACACCUUCAUCGUCGACUCCAAGAAGUCCUUCCUCCAUGACAUCACCGUGGCGAACAGGCUGAUUCGCAUCUUCCCCAACGGGACCGUCCUUUACGCGCUGAGGAUUACCACCACCGUGGCUUGCAACAUGGAUCUGACCAAGUAUCCCAUGGACAAGCAGACCUGCACACUACAACUGGAGAGCUGGGGUUACAACGUCAAUGAUGUCAUGUUCUACUGGACCAGAGGAAAUGAGUCUGUCAGUGGUUUAGACACUCUACAGCUGGCUCAGUACACAGUAGAGGACCACUACACAUCUGUCUCAGAGGCCGUUUAUGAAACUGGCAAUUACCCGAAGCUGGUCUUCCACUUUGAGCUGAAGAGGAGCAUUCUGUACUUCAUCCUUGAGACUUAUGUCCCCUCGAGCCUGCUUGUUGUCCUCUCAUGGGUUUCCUUCUGGAUUUCCCUGUCCUCUGUUCCAGCACGUAUUUGUAUAGGAGUUACCACAGUACUGACCAUGACCACUCUGAUGAUGGGCGCCCGGACAUCACUGCCCAACGCCAACUGCUUCAUUAAAGCCAUUGAUGUUUACUUAGGGAUUUGCUUCAGUUUUAUCUUUGGAGCGCUCAUUGAGUACGCCGUGGCCCACUUCUGCACCCUCACUCACACCGACUCACACAUGCUCAUGUAUUCCCACCAUUUGCACGACCUUGACGACGAAAUGAACGGCAUCAUCACCACCAUCGCCAAUCACAACAGGGCCAAGAGACGCAAGGAGGCUGCCGCGACUCCCACACCGGCCCCUGCCUCUCUAGAACUCACUGUCAGCCCGUCCAGCCCCUCGGGCAGUGAGCCUAAGCCCGAGGCAUCGCCUCCGGAACCUACCAACUGGUGCCUCACUGCUCUGGCCACCGUCCGCAAAGUGCUUCGCUCCAUAAAUUGCUGUCACGUGGAGAACCCUCACCACAUAGACAACUACUCCAGAGUCACCUUCCCCCUCUCUUUUGUCAUGGUUAAUCUGCUCUACUGGACAUAUUAUCUGUACUUUUAGCGUCGGCUUGAGCGCAGCACGUGUCCCAGAGAGUGUGAGACGGAGAGUGUAUGUAGUCAAGAAGUGUAUUUUACUGUAUGUAUGUACAGUAAGUGUUAUUUAGGUUUGUUUCAAGAUGAGUGUGUAAAAUUUCUGCAUUUGGAUUCAUGAGCGAAGUAGCAUACUUAUAUAGGGUUGUCUUCGAGGAAAAGUAAUGGUUAUAAUUACAGCUCCAUUUUUAAAUAUUGUAUACUCAAACUGACAAAGUUUUAUACAGCGGUCUUCUUAAAACUGGGCGAGAUUUGAUCAAUGCUCAUACAACCUGAGAUGAAAAGAACAUUGCUUAGAAAGAAAGACUUCGCGAGUUUGCAUCUUUUUCGCUGUAGUAUAUUCAUUUUAGGUCUAUCACUGUGCAGGUUGUUACUGUUGGACGCACAGAAGAUGGAGCUGUAAUUUAAGGCUUUAUGGCAUAAUAUGCUAGCAUUGCUGAGGGAGAGCAAAAGCCCGCUCCACUUUCAUUCCCUGUUGUGAUGGAUUGAUUAUUGAACUUUACAACUUCAUCUUCCAUUUCUGCCUGCAGGUACAACAUUUAGAGGGAAAUAGCAAAAAUAAUGGAUGGGAGACGAGAGACGAGGGAGCAAAUAACUCAACGAGGAGAGUGUGUUAAAAACUAUAAACCAGUCUCCCAAGGACGACCGCUUCCGUUCGCUGUUGAAACCUCUCUGUCUUCCGUGUCCUUCUGUGAGUUAUUUUUAAUUCACUGAGCAGUGCUGACUCUCUUUGCCUGCAUUUAUUUUUUUCAUUGACACUAUAAAUGUAGUGGCCUUUGAUCCCUUCAGUUGUAUUUUGGAAAUCUGGCCACCAUAGACAGUAUUAUGGCACUUGUCAUCUCACAAAUCUGUUCUGCAGAUUCACGAGGAAGGAAAUGAAACUGAAACAUGAUGACCAAUAAAUUACACGGCAUAAAUAUCACACCAUGGAAUUAAUAAUGAUAUGAAUAAAUAGAGUGAAAUAUAGAUAAGAUUUGAAAUUAUUUCUAAAAUAUUAUUUUAUUUAAAGGGGGCCUUUUAUGCUUUAACAUAUUUUGUGUCUUAUAUAUAGAGUUAGUGUCAGAAAUUCAUAUUAAAUGUAGUUAAAGUUUUAAAUUUUGAGGUAAAAGUAAGUAAAAGUAAUCCCUCUGAGCAAAAUCCUCAGGUUGCAUACCUUUCUGAACACUCCACUUCCAACGGUUUUUCAAUACUCUGGCAACAGUUUGACACCAAAGUGUCACCGAUUUCUUUAUAUGGUCAUCUGCUCCAGGCAUGCCGCUGCAAGUGCUCACAUUAUGUAGCCUUCACUGCUACAUGUAGCUACAUGCUAAUGUCAGCAAAAUAUGUAAUCUUGGUUGCCAGUGUUGGUAAUUUCUCUUUGAUUUCAGAUCAUAUUCCUGCUAGAACAUUGUCAGAUUGUGAGGAUUUUGGCAUAAAAGCUUUUAUUGGUGAUUUUUCACAGUUCAGGGUGCCGCUAUUCUCCAUUACUGCAAGUACACUGCUAUAUGUAGCUCCAUGCUAACAGCAGGAAAACAUGUAAACUUGAUUAUCGAUGUUGUACAGUAUAUUUCUCUCAGAUAUCGGACUGUAUUCCUGUUGUAACAUGUCUGAUUGGGUUUAGAAGCUUUAAUUGGAGAAUUUUCAUUCCCCAGGUGAAAGUACACUGAUAGUGUACAUAUAGCUACGUGCUAACGCCAGGGAAACAUGUAAUCUUUGCUGCUGAUGUUAUUAAUUUCUCCUCAAUUUCAGAUCAUAUUUCUGUUGGAACAUGUCCGGUUAUCUUAAGAAUCUUUUACUGGUGAUUUUUGUGGCAGGAAGUGCAACUAUUCUCCAUUACAGUCACUUCCCUGGCUGCUAUGACAGUACAGAGAUGCAAAUAUACGAAACCUGAAAAUGCUGACAAAUCAGAGCAGAAUGGGCUUUUUCAGGAGAGCGGCUUAAAGAGACAGGUGUAACAGAAAGAGGGUGAAUGCAGGUGUUCCAGCGCAGGCAGUGUAAGGAAAAUGAAGUGUUUUUUUGUUUUGUUUUGUUUUGUUUUGUUUUUUUUAUAAAGCAUGUCAAUAUGUUCUAUUAGAAACCCCAAAUACAAGUAUGAACCUGAAAAUGGGCUUAAUAGGUCCCCUUUAAUCUUUUUUCUUUUUCAUUAUAGGUAUAAAAAUAACAUAGUAAUGGGAUGAGUUUUAAUAAUAAAUAACAUUAUUUUACUAUUUAUUGGUUGAUUUGUAAAUGUCACUUUAUUUAUUCACAUGAGUUUGUAUUUUAGUAUGUUUCAUUUACUUAUUUAAUGUGGGCUUUGUGUUUUAUAUUAACUAGACAUGUGUAAUGCAACAUUGUGACAUACAGGGCAACAACACCAAGACAGACACAUAAUAGUGAUAUACACAGCACUCUUUAUUUGCUGCUGGUAGUGUUUCUCUGUCUUUGUAAAACUUAACACAGCAGUCAGACCUAGAUGUGUUAGACACUGUAGAGUGAUUUGAAUAUGAAUGAAAUGGCCAAAAUAUUUCAACAGGAUGUCAUCAUCUGUGCAUUAUCCAAAUGGAAAAAGGCCUGGAUAUGCUACACUUGAGGUUUCACUUCUCUCCUCAGUUUUUAGGCUGUUGUCAUCUCUCGCUGUGUGACUAUUGAGUAUUUCAGUUCAGGUGAUAUGGUA
Messenger RNA from Epinephelus fuscoguttatus (brown-marbled grouper), 4372 nucleotides. RefSeq names its product gamma-aminobutyric acid receptor subunit pi (gene gabrzb). The record is from RefSeq and is a predicted model, not a curated record. Lineage: Eukaryota; Metazoa; Chordata; Actinopteri; Perciformes; Serranidae. Gene Ontology annotation, cellular component: synapse; GABA-A receptor complex; membrane. The transcript has 11 exons. Gene Ontology annotation, molecular function: GABA-A receptor activity; extracellular ligand-gated monoatomic ion channel activity; neurotransmitter receptor activity. Gene Ontology annotation, biological process: regulation of membrane potential; monoatomic ion transmembrane transport; signal transduction. Bases 332 to 1711 code for a protein of 459 amino acids.